Cyprinus carpio (common carp) is the source of this 4070-nucleotide messenger RNA. RefSeq names its product 1-acylglycerol-3-phosphate O-acyltransferase 4 (lysophosphatidic acid acyltransferase, delta). The record is from RefSeq and is a predicted model, not a curated record. Gene Ontology annotation, molecular function: 1-acylglycerol-3-phosphate O-acyltransferase activity. Gene Ontology annotation, cellular component: mitochondrial outer membrane; endomembrane system. NCBI's taxonomy places the organism in Eukaryota, Metazoa, Chordata, Actinopteri, Cypriniformes, Cyprinidae. Bases 712 to 1809 code for a protein of 365 amino acids. The transcript has 11 exons.
GGGUUUGUACCUAUGGCUUGUACACCCCUAAUGUGAUGUCCUAGGUUGCUAGCGUGCUUCGCUUGGCAAUUACGUUCAUCUGCCGGUCGAAGUGAACAGUGUGAAGCAGCCUGUGUAGGGAGUAGGGACACUGAGGCAGCGUUGGCUCUGGACAGAGGAAAUGACACAAUGACCCUCUAAAGUCCCUGCCCAGGUUCCAGUGCUCUUCGAGCAGCGUCUUAUGCCCCGGGGUGUGGUCUCAUACUCAGUUUACCAGCGCUGGAAUCUCUCAGCUCAGCUUAAACAUCCUCCAGAUUCGCAUCUCUCGUGCGCUCUCUAAUUAGCUCCAUAUGAUGAGACUGAUGCUCUACUACUAACCGCGCAAGGGAAACAAGGAGCGUGUUUAGGCACCACGCAUCCCCCGCGGUCCAGGGGGCCCCCGCGGAACGCGAUUUCUUCCGAUGGGAGUCGAGAACCGGCUUUUUUUUUUUUUUUUUGGACCGGUGCGUAAUUGGGUCAAUACCUGACUACCGAUAAGCUUCAGGACAAACAAUACUGUUAUCGAUACGUGUGUUGUUUUAUCUCCGUACUUCUGUGUUAAUGGCGAAUUAGAAGCUGUUCUCAUAAACCGAUCUCAAGCGGAUGACGCGCCUGUUGUGAGAGGUUUGGCAUGACACGCAGCGGUCUCAAUCUCUGAAGAAGAUUUAGCAGAGACAGGGACAUCAAGACUGUAUGAUAAGGAUGGGAAUUCUUCAAGUGCUGAAAACUCAGUUGCUGUGCCAUCUCAUUAUCUGUUAUGUGUUCCUGGUCAGUGGGCUCAUUAUCAACCUGCUGCAGCUUUGUACUCUACCACUGUGGCCCAUUAACAAGCAGCUCGCACGCAAGAUCAACUGCAGAUUGGGUUAUUCCAUUUCAAGUCAAUUGGUGGCAUUAUUGGAGUGGUGGUCCGGGACAGAAUGCACACUGUACACAGCUCCAGAAAGCUAUAAACUUUAUGGCAAAGAGAACGCCAUUGUUGUUCUAAAUCAUAACUUUGAGAUCGAUUUUAUGACCGGCUGGACCUUCUGUGAGAGAUUUGGCGUUUUAGGGAGCUCAAAAGUGUUGGCAAAAAAGGAACUUUCCUUUGUUCCUGUGAUUGGCUGGAUGUGGUACUUCCUAGAAAUCGUCUUCUGCAAAAGGAAAUGGGAGGAGGAUCGCAAGACAGUAGUGCAAAGCCUGCGCAACCUUCGGGAUUACCCAGAAAACUUUUGGUUCUUGUUGCACUGUGAGGGCACACGAUUCACAGAAAAGAAGCACAAGAUUAGUAUGGAGGUGGCAGAGAAGAAAGGUCUGCCCAAACUAAAGUACCACCUUCUACCUCGGACCAAGGGCUUUUGUGUCACGGUCCAGAACCUCAGGGGGACAGCUACUGCUGUGUACGAUUCUACACUUAAUUUCAGAAACAACGAAAUGCCAACUUUACUAGGGGUGCUCAACGGGAAAAAGUACCAUGCUGAUUUAUAUGUGAGGCGAAUUCCUCUGGACACAAUCCCAGAGGAUGAGUCUGAAUGUGCGGCCUGGCUUCACAAGCUCUAUCAGGAAAAAGAUGAAUUCCAAGAGCAUUACAGACAGACAGGGCGUUUUCCGGGUCCCAUUACAAGCCCUCCACACCGACCUUGGGCCCUGCUGAACUGGCUCUUCUGGGUUUGUUUGCUGGUCUACCCUCUCUGCAUGUUACUGCUGCAGCUGCUGCUAUCAGGAUCCACCUUCACUGUUGUCUGUACAUCUGCCUUCUGUCUAGCAGGAGACCAAUUAGGUGCUAGAGCAUGUCAGUUGGCAUCCGCUGGAUGAUCGGACAGACUGAGAUUGACAAGAGUUCCAACUACGGAAAUAAAGAGAUGCAAAUGAACAACAACUGAAAGACUGUCAUCCACCAGGGCAACAAGUUCAUGCUAUUGUACCAUCUUGAGGACAUGUUCACAACAUGAACUGGCAUUAGCCAAGUGAAACCACCUUCAUGAAUGAAAUUCUAAGAAGUUGCCACAUGAAGUUUUAAUUUAAAACACAUCUCUGUUUUGAUUUAAAUCAAGUUAAGGCUUUUUUUCCCUUUUUUUUUAAAGACAAGUAGGCCAUUUUAAAAAACGGUCUGUUUAUUAAUAUUUUUUUUUUAAAUAUUGCAAACACUGUUGGAGGAGCAGAGAACCAGCAGUUGUUGCUUGUGUAAGAGCAUGUUUGUCCACCCGUUUGAGUGCAGCAGCAGAAAGGCGGAGUCAGACUGGCCUCUUCCCUCUCAUUGGUUGAUUAUGCUCUUGUACACCCAGAUGGUAAAGGCACGCCAUUGGCCAGCACAAGGCAGAGCCAACUCAGCACAACUACUUAUAGGCUUAAAUAUGACUUGUUAACAGUGGGCUCUGCAGCAAGGCAAACAAAACUACCAUUUUAACAAAAAAAAGAAAAUUAAAACCUUCUCUACUGUGACUUUCAGCCCCAGGUUUGUAUGUUUUCUUCAGUGAACACUCAUUGAAAUUGUACAUACAGUCAGUCUAUGCCAAACUCCCUCCAUCUCCCAUUCUCUGAUGCUUUGUGCGGAGAGCGUCCCUUGAAUUAAAGUCUCCUAACAUGUAUUCCCUGUGACUCAAUCACCAACAAAGUGGCUGUUAAAUUUCAGCUUUACAAUAUGCUUUGUACAAAGAAAAACCCUAACCCUAUUCUUACAGUAUGUACAUAACGCACUCACACAUUUCAUCCCAUGCUACUGAACAUGUAAGACUUGCCCCGCUUUUAAUGUUGCAAGGGGUUCGUAUCAAGCAGAGCACGUCUGUUUUUCCUUCUUCCUCCCUCAUGCCGUGUGAAGUAGUGCUAGCAUUUAUGUAAACAUUAAGAGAAUACACGUCUUUCCCCGUCACUCUUCAUCUGUGCAGACCUGCAAUUGAAAACACAUGAGAUGGAUGUGUUAGUGCCAUUUCCAUCAGCCUGAUCCAAGCAGCCAAUCAGCUGACAGCAUGAGAUGGUCUACCUCACCCCUCUGGAAUUAGUGAUGCACUGGAAUUAAUUUUUUACCUAAACCAAAAUUCAAAUUUCUAUUUAAGCCAAAAAAAACAAGUUUAUUUAAUAAUCAAUUAUAGCAUAUUCAUUUGAUAAUCAACAAACAAAUAAAAAUAAGCAAUUAAAUUGCACACAAGGCAAGUUUUUUUAUCAUCUUUUUAAAUUAAAUAAUUGUUUCUACUACUCCAAAUCACUGUUGACAUAUAAACUUUCUUGACAGUUAAGACAUUAAAGAGAAUCAAAAUGAAUUUUGUUAGAUUUUGUUAAAGCUAAGACUUUGUUUAAUAGUAAAGUUACUGAGCACAGAGCUUAUCGUGAUUAUUGGAUGGUAGGCGCACUACAAAUAAUGUUUUUGUGAAGUUUUGUUCACGUAUCAACUGAAAACAGCAUUCAAAUUAAUGUUCAUUCAAAAUAUGAAAUCAGUAUUGCCACCCAAGCCAAGUUUUCAUCCAUAUUUAGUUGCCAAGUUUUGCUGCAUCACUAAAUUAAAUAAUUGAUUGUUUGUGUUUAUUGCUCAAAGUGAAAAUUUAGUUGUGUCAGCGUCUGCGUUCAUGUUUUUUCCAGUGUGUAACAUGUUGGUGUAUGUACUAGAAGUGCUGGUUGGAUCUAAUUUGGUUAACAGAUUGGAAAUUUGGCAUUCUGUACAAAUUUGGCACCAGAAACCAGCGCCUCAUCCCUUUUGUAUGUGUCACCCUAUGAAUGAGCAGAAGGAAAUAACUAGCUGUAUGGGCGAGGAGGAGUUCAUACCUUGACAAAGGGGUGGUCCAAAAGGGCGCUAGCGGUCCAGCGCUGCUUCGGUUCACUCUCCAGGCAGUGGUCCAGGAAGUCCUUUCCCUCAGUGCUCAGCUUUUCAGGAAUGGGUGGUUUGUGGCCCAUUCCCACUUUAUACAUGAUCUGGAAGUUAUGCUCAUAUUCGUGCCACGGUCUCUGAAUUAACAAACAGGAUAGAACAUGAGUUACUUAAAGUAACAUGAUUUUUGUAGAUUUUUUACACACUAAAAAAAUAACCUGUCACUAAAUGAUGGUACUACAAAAACAAUAAACUUCAAAACUGGUCAAUACCUGAA